AUGAGCGGGUCCACCAAAACAUACGGUGAACACCUGCCCCUUAUAGACCCAGCAACAACCUUGGAAGGUGCUGUAAAUGACAUUUAUGAAGCCAUCAUCGAUGACGAUGAAGAUGAAAAUAAUGAGGAUGCAAUAUGGUUACGAGAACAAAGAACUUUGAACAAGGCCACUCACUGGAUGAAGAGGCCCUCGGCGGUAAUGAUAAGCUGCUGUGCUUUUGGCGUGGCAUUUGCAACUUCUAGUGGUGAAGCUACCAGAAACAUGAUAACGUUGAAACUUGCUUGUAAUUACUUGGCUAGUAGCAGCCACACCGGAGUUUGUGAUCCCAACGAAACCCAGUUGUUGGUGUCGAAUCUUCUGCUUGCAGUGAUGAUAUUGGCGGCGGUAUUUCUGCUUAUUGCACUGGGAAAAUUGGGUCCCUUGUCUGAUCAGCACGGCAGAAAACCUUUCCUUGCUUUGAUCAUUGGCGGCUUUUUGGUUGCCAGAGUGACUCGUUUCUACUUGAUGUACCACUAUGACACCCUUCGAUUUGGUUUGAUUGUUCUUUCGGAGACUCUUGGUAACAUGUUCGGAGGAGUCAUGUCUUUUGUCACUUUGACCAACUGCUACAUUUCCGAUGUAGUUGAGCCCCACGAGCGUAUUUACUCGUUGGGUUUGGGCAUGGCUGGUCUCUUUGUUGGAUUGUCUUUGGGGCCAGUGGUGGGUAACUUUAUCCUCUCCAAGUCUAUGGGCAAGACCAAGGUAGCAUCGAUGAAACAGUCAUACUACGCUAUAAUUGACCACGCAGAAUACAGACCGCUCCAGUUUGAAAUACUUAUUUUUGCCUUGGCCCUUAUUGUUUUCGUGGCGGUGGUUCCUGAGCUGAGAUCUGCAAAGGCCCGUGGAAAGUCCCGGUCGCUCUCGCGGUCUCUGUCGCUAUCUGCCAUCGACGCACCCGAAGCAGUUCCCCGGUCAAAUUGGUUCCAGGUGCUCAAUCCAAACUUUUUGAAACCUUUGCGGUUGUUGACUCUACCAGCAGAUGCAAUCACAAAUGCCCAUAGACGGAAUAUUCCUAGAGAGCGAAUCGUGGUUUUGACCUUGGUAAUAGUGGACUGCUUUUUGAUGUGUUUGGCGUUCCCAUGGGUCAGGUUUACGUCCUUAUGGAAUCUACGCAUUUGA
Meyerozyma guilliermondii ATCC 6260 is the source of this 1158-nucleotide messenger RNA. RefSeq lists its product as uncharacterized. Lineage: Eukaryota; Fungi; Ascomycota; Pichiomycetes; Serinales; Debaryomycetaceae. Gene Ontology annotation, biological process: transmembrane transport. Gene Ontology annotation, molecular function: transmembrane transporter activity. Bases 1 to 1158 code for a protein of 385 amino acids. The transcript has a single exon. Gene Ontology annotation, cellular component: membrane. The record is from RefSeq and is a predicted model, not a curated record.